This is a messenger RNA of Daphnia carinata, 1262 nucleotides long. RefSeq names its product pre-mRNA-splicing factor 38B-like. Gene Ontology annotation, cellular component: precatalytic spliceosome. The record is from RefSeq and is a predicted model, not a curated record. NCBI's taxonomy places the organism in Eukaryota, Metazoa, Arthropoda, Branchiopoda, Diplostraca, Daphniidae. The coding region runs from base 113 to 1117 and encodes 334 amino acids. The transcript has 7 exons.
CUACAACGGUGUGUCAAGUUGCUGUUUACUGAAAAUCGUACAUGUUCGUUUUUUCGUGAAACUUCUUGCUUGGUGCUGGAGAUUGAUAAAUAGCUAGAUUAAUAAGUGCGAAAUGGCGUCAAGCAAUGACGAAGAGUCUGAUUCAGAAUACGUGCAUCCCAGAGGAGUUCCUCAUUUCCCUGGACAUGAGAGAAGAUCCAACACACUGCCCAUUUGGGGGAACGAAAGAACAAUGAAUUUGAAUCCUCUCAUCCUGACAAACAUACAAACUUCUCACUACUUUAAAACAAAUCUCUCUGAGCUUAAAACUUACCACGAAGUAGUGGAUGAAAUUUACUACAAAGUCCAGCAUUUAGAGCCAUGGGAGAAAGGUAGUCGAAAAACAUCGGGACAAACUGGAAUGUGUGGUGGGGUUCGUGGGGUUGGAGCUGGAGGAAUUGUUUCCACACCUUACUGCCUACUCUACAAGUUAUUUACAUUAAAGUUAACCAGAAAACAACUUAUUGGAUUGAUCACUCACUGUGAUUCCCCUUACAUUCGAGGUCUGGGUUUCAUGCACAUCAGAUACACUCAACCUCCUGCUGAUCUCUGGGGUUGGUUUCAGCCCUACUUGGAAGAUGAAGAGGAAAUUGACCCUAAAGCUGGUGGCGGUCAUCCCAUGACAAUUGGGACCAUGGUUCGACAGUUACUCACAAAGCUGGACUGGUACGAUAGCCUCUUUCCCCGAAUUCCCGUGCCUAUUCAGAUCAACAUCGAUCGAGAACUGGCCAAAAGCUUUCCUCCCGUCCAGCAACAGAGAAGCAUCCAGCAACCCGAGCCGCCUGUUGCCAUGGGCAGAGAUCAGCGUGAUUGGCGUCGUGAAGAACGUCCUUCACGCUCGCCCCCACCACGAAGGGAUCCGUAUCCGCGAUCACGCUCGAGAUCUCGUGAAAGGGAGAGGAUUCGCGAUCGAAGUCGAGAAAGAGACCGUGACAGCAGGUAUCGUUCGAGUCGUGAUCGUGAUAGGGACAGACGUGAUCGCGGAUCAGACAGAGAUAGCAAGAAGAAAUCGUCUAGCCGACAGCGGAGCAGAAGCCGUGAUCGAGACCAACGAAGAAGACGGGAUGAUCGUCGCUAAACGAAAUUAUUUUUUUUUUCUCUUAUCUCUGUAAUUUUGCGCUUCUAAUUUUUUUUUAGUUUGACAUGGAUCCCACAAUUGUGUAAUGGUUCGAUACCUCUGUUUACAUUCAUCAUCGUGGGAUUACAUUUCUUCGAUAAUGGAA